AUGAAAUUCCUUUUAGGAAUAACAAAUGCAGAUCCAAACUAUUGGAUACAAGUACAUCGACUAGAGCAUGGUGAUGGAGGAAUCCUAGACCUUGAUGACAUUCUUUGUGAUGUAGCUGAUGACAAAGACAGACUUGUAGCCGUAUUUGACGAACAAGAUCCACAUCAUGGAGGCGAUGGCACCAGUGCCAGCUCAACUGGCACUCAAAGUCCAGAGAUUUUUGGCAGUGAACUUGGCUCCAACACCACUUCAGCCUUUCAGCCUUAUCAAGCAACAAGUGAAAUUGAGGUCACACCUUCAGUGCUUCGUGCAAAUAUGCCUCUCCAUGUGCGGCGUAGCAGUGAUCCUGCACUGGUUGGUCUUUCAACCUCUGUGUGUGAUACAAAGUUUCCUGCAGAAGAGCCAUCACGAAAAAAUCCUACAAGAUGGUCCACAACAGCAGGCUUCCUCAAACAGAAUGCCCCUGGGGGACUACCCACUAGUCAUGAGAGAAAGAAAGAUGAAAACUACAGAAGCCUACCACGGGAUGCUAGUAGCUGGUCUAACCAGUUUCAGAGAGACAAUGCUCGCUCAUCGUUAAGUGCCAGUCAUCCCAUGGUGGACAAGUGGCUGGAGAGGCAAGAACAGGAUGAAGAUGGGGCAGAUGAGGACAGCAGUAGAGUUGAACCAGUUGGACAUGCAGAUACUGGUUUGGAAAAUGCAACAAAUUUUUCCCUGGAUGAUAUGGUAAAGCUCGUAGAAGUCUCCAACGACGGUGGGCCUCUGGGAAUCCAUGUAGUGCCUUUCAGUGCCCGAGGCGGAAGAACCCUGGGGUUAUUAGUAAAACGAUUGGAGAAAGGUGGAAAAGCUGAACAAGAAAACCUUUUUCAUGAGAAUGAUUGUAUUGUCAGGAUUAAUGAUGGAGACCUUCGCAAUAGGAGAUUUGAACAAGCACAACAUAUGUUUCGUCAAGCCAUGCGUGCACCCAUCAUGUGGUUCCAUGUGGUUCCUGCAGCAAAUAAAGAGCAGUAUGAACAGUUAUCUCAAAGUGAAAAGAACACUUACUACUCCAGCCGGUUUAGCCCUGAUUCCCAGUAUGCUGACAACAAAAGUAUUAACAAUACUGGACUUCACACUUUACAAAGAAUAUCUAGAGCGGGUAACCAGUCAGACCAGACGGACUCUUACUUGCAGCUACCUCACAGUGUGAAUUCAUCAGGGAAACCACCAUCAGGCCUGGCUCCAUCCCCUCAAAAAGUUCUUACCUCCACUGCAAACAGUGGAUAUAACACCAAAAGGAUAGGAAAGAGAAUUAAUAUGCAGCUAAGAAAAGGUACAGAAGGCUUAGGGUUUAGUAUCACUUCAAGAGAUGUACCAAUUGGUGGCUCAGCUCCAAUUUAUGUGAAGAACAUCCUUCCCAGAGGUGCAGCCAUUCAAGAUGGGAGACUAAAGGCUGGAGACCGAUUGAUUGAGGUAAAUGGGGUCGACUUAACAGGCAAAACCCAAGAGGAAGUUGUCUCCCUGCUGAGAAGCACCAAGAUGGGAGGGACUGUGAGCCUUUUGAUUUUUCGUCAGGAAGAAGCAUUCCAUCCAAGGGAACUGAGUGCAGAGCAAAGCCAGUCACAAAUUCCAAAGGAAACGAAAGCAGAAGAAGAAGAUCUUGUUCUUACACCUGAUGGCACCAGGGAAUUCCUGACAUUUGAAGUUCCACUUAAUGAUUCUGGUUCAGCUGGACUUGGUGUCAGUGUCAAAGGUAACCGGUCAAAAGAAAACCAUGCAGACCUAGGAAUCUUUGUGAAGUCUAUCAUUAAUGGAGGAGCAGCUUCUAAGGAUGGCAGGCUUCGAGUGAACGAUCAGUUAAUAGCAGUAAAUGGAGAAUCCUUAUUGGGUAAGACAAACCAGGAUGCUAUGGAAACCCUAAGAAGGUCCAUGUCUACAGAAGGAAACAAACGAGGAAUGAUUCAGCUUAUUGUGGCUAGACGAAUAAGUAAAAGCAAUGAGUUGGAGUCACCUGGGAGCCCCCCAGGGCCAGAGCUGCCUGUAGAGACUAUACUGGAUGACAGGGAACGCAGGAUUUCCCAUUCGCUCUACAGUGGGAUCGAGGGGCUCAGUGAAUCACCCACAAGGAAUGCUGCACUAAGUAGGAUAAUGGGUAAAUACCAGCUGUCUCCAACGGUGAAUAUGCCCCAAGAUGACAUGGUCAUUAUUGAAGAUGAUAGAUUGCCAGUACUUCCACCACAUCUUUCUGACCAGUCAUCAUCUAGUUCCCAUGAUGAUGUGGGUUUUGGAACAGUGGAUGCUGGUGCAUGGACUAAAGGCACAAUUAAUGAGUCCACAGACUGCACCCUUAGUCCAGAUGUUGAUCCAGUGCUUGCCUUCCAGCGAGAGGGUUUUGGACGACAGAGCAUGUCAGAAAAGCGCACAAAGCAAUUUUCAGAUGCCAGUCAGUUGGAGUUCGUUAAAACACGAAAAUCCAAAAGCAUGGAUUUAGUAGCUGACGAGACUAAGCUCAGUACAAUGGAUGACCAGAAAACAGGUUCCCCAACCAGAGAUGUGGGACCUUCAUUAGGUCUGAAGAAAUCCAGUUCAUUAGAAAGUCUGCAGACAGCCGUUGCUGAGGUGACUUUGAAUGGCGACAUUCCUUUCCAUCGUCCGCGUCCACGGAUCAUCCGAGGACGAGGCUGCAAUGAGAGCUUCAGAGCUGCAAUUGACAAGUCAUAUGAUAAGCCUGUUGCAGAUGAUGAUGAUGAAGGCAUGGAAACUUUGGAGGAAGACACAGAGGAGAGUUCAAGAUCAGGUAGAGAAUCUGUGUCCACAGCAAGUGACCAGCCAUCUCACUCACUAGAGAGGCAGAUGAAUGGAAGCCAAGAUAAGGGGGACAGAAGAAAAGCUGGAAAGGAUAAGAAGAAAGACCGAGAUAAAGAGAAGGAUAAAAUCAAGGCAAAGAAAGGAAUGUUGAAAGGCUUGGGAGAUAUGUUCAGGUUUGGCAAACAUCGCAAAGAUGACAAGAUUGAGAAAACUGGUAAAAUAAAAGUGCAGGAAGCCCUCACUUCAGAAGAGGAGAGAAUACGAAUGAAGCAAGAACAGGAGAGAAUUCAAGCUAAAACACGAGAAUUUCGAGAGAGACAAGCUCGUGAACGUGACUAUGCUGAGAUCCAAGAGUUUAACCGGACUUUUAGCUGUGAUGCUGAUCCAAUGUAUGCUGGAAUUGCUUCUUAUGACUCUUCUACAAAUAGUGGUACAAUGACUUUGAAUACCAGACCACAGAGCCCUAGGGAAGGACAGACUGUUGAAGCGUUGUACGCCCAAGUGAAAAAACCACGAAAUUCAAAAUCUUCACCUAUAGACAGCAACAGAUCAACUCCUAACAAUCAUGACCGGAUACAGCGUCUGAGGCAAGAAUUUCAGCAAGCAAAGCAAGAUGAGGAUGUAGAAGACCGGAGACGUACCUAUAGUUUUGAACAACCGUGGCCAAGCUCCAAGACAUACUCACAGAGUGGCAGACACUCCGUGUCUGUAGAAGUUCAGAUGCAGCGGCAGCGACAGGAAGAGAGGGAGAGUUUUCAGCAAGCUCAGCGCCAGUACAGUUCAUUACCCAGGCAAAGCAGAAAAAAUGCCAGUUCUGUAUCACAAGAUUCCUGGGAGCAGAGCUAUUCUCCUGGUGAAGGGUUCCAGACUGCAAAAGAAAACCCCAGGUAUUCCAGCUAUCAGGGAUCAAGAAACGGCUACAUGGGAGGACAUGGCUUCAAUGCGAGGGUAAUGCUGGAAACACAGGAACUGCUCCGUCAAGAACAGAGGCGGAAAGAACAACAACUGAAAAAAAAGACAUCUUCUGAAGGGUCUAACAAUUAUGACUCGUAUAAAAAAAUUCAGGACCUUAAUUACACCCCUCCAAAAGGCCCUUUUCGGCAAGAUGUACCACCUUCACCUUCUCAGGUAGCUAGGCUGAACAGAUUACAAACGCCGGAAAAGGGAAGACCAUUUUAUUCUUGAACUGAAGCAAAAGAAGAUCAAUGUAUCACGCAAUAAGGAACAAUUUCAUAUAAAGACUUGUAUUUUGAAAACUUUUUAAACUGAUGGUACUAAGGGGUAUAUGUGUUGUCUGUUUCAGUGCCUUUAACAAUAUAGGCAGAGAGUUGGUGGGCCUUAUGUCUUUGCCAUUCUGUCUCAAGUGUUAUAUUCAUGGAAGGAUUUUCCACCAUUUGACAAUCAUACCUUAGGUAAGCAACAUGUCUCCCUUGGUUACCGAGCAUCCUAGUCCAGUCCAAUAGCUGUCAAUGGCUUAUAAGAAUUUGUUAUAAUGCAUUCUGUUUUUCAGUGAGUUAUUACACCAACAUACAACGCUGUGGCAUAAAAUUAAUGAAUCUGAAGUUGAAGAAAGCAUUGACAUACCUUUUUUUUUUUAUUUCUCUUGGGGUGAGGGGCGGGUUACAUAUCACUUCGGAGUGGAUAGGGCUCAAGUCCACUCAGGAUAUCACUUUAAGAUGUUUUAUGGUGGAGUCAUUUACAGUCUUUGUUGAUCAAUAUUUAACUGUCUAUAUGCUGAAAUUUUUUUUCCUACUAUGCACAUGUGCAUUGCCUCUUCCCCCACCCCCCUGCACUUAU
Messenger RNA from Gavialis gangeticus (Gharial), 4584 nucleotides. RefSeq names its product par-3 family cell polarity regulator (gene PARD3). Gene Ontology annotation, molecular function: phosphatidylinositol binding; protein binding. The record is from RefSeq and is a predicted model, not a curated record. Gene Ontology annotation, biological process: intracellular protein localization; cell adhesion; establishment or maintenance of epithelial cell apical/basal polarity. Gene Ontology annotation, cellular component: cell cortex; apical junction complex; apical plasma membrane. Lineage: Eukaryota; Metazoa; Chordata; Crocodylia; Gavialidae. The transcript has 25 exons. Bases 1 to 3972 code for a protein of 1323 amino acids.